Molecule: messenger RNA, 1450 nt
Organism: Scheffersomyces coipomensis
Lineage: Eukaryota; Fungi; Ascomycota; Pichiomycetes; Serinales; Debaryomycetaceae
Exons: 1
Coding region: 426-1346 (306 amino acids)
Source: RefSeq, a predicted model, not a curated record
GCGAUUAUAACGAUAUACCUUAUAACUGAUAAUGUAAUGAUGAUCUGGCCGCAAUACUUAGGUUCAACCACAGUUGUUGUUACAAUUUAUUAUCAGAUAUAAAUGAUCAAAAAUAAAUGUAAACAUCCACAAAGCGGAUAAUAUAAAAAAAAUCGAGAGAGGGUGAAUUGAAUUUGAGCCCCAAAUUAAAGUGUAUAGGAAACGUCGUAGUUAAAGUUUGAUAUUGCAUACAACCCGUUUAAAUUCCGUUAUGGUGAUUAUUUUAAUUCUUCAGUUAUCGAUAUAAUUCGUACGAUGAUCAUUUUGGUGGCAAUUAUCAUGAUCUAAUCAGGAAAUAUAUAGUCAUACAUUCCUCCAAAUCUCAAUUGCUAAUUUAUAUUUUCUCAUCUUAGAUCCAUCCAAUAGCUUAUUAAUAAUAAUAAGCCAUGACUACACUUGAUGAACUUCGAGAAUUUCAUGAAUUGUUAAAGCAGGAAAUAUCACCAACAUCAACUAAAGUUAGUAACGUCUAUUUCUUUCAGAAAAAUGCUUUAUCAGGCGACGUGGUAGUACUAUUUGAAGUACUAAACUUUUUAAAUUGGUCGAAAGGAUCUCCUAAUGAAAGUUCGUAUUUUAAAACUCAAUUGACUGACGAGUUAUCAUUAGUUCCAUUAUUAGAAUAUAAUAAAUACAAAAAGUCAAUGAUUAAGAGUGUUCAGAAGUAUUUAGCUAUUAAAAGCUUAUAUGAACAAAAUAUUCCCAAGAUUUUGAUUACUUCUAAUAACUCAAUCUAUAAAAAGUAUAUCAUUGAUAACGAACCUCAUCCAGUGUCAAUGUUAGUUCAUAAUACAUUACCCAUAACAGAUGUUAAAUAUAGAGAUGUCUACUACAGAUGGACAUUAAGGAAUACCAAAUCAGAUAAAGAGGAAAUUACUUUCAAGUAUGUAUUAUAUAAAUUACCCAAAGAUCAAUUGAACAUGUUUAUGAAUAAUAAGAAGGAAGGUACGAAAGAUUCUGGUACAGGAGAAAAGAAUUCAUUAUUGGUAACCUCAAUCAGCCGAAGUUUAUUAGUUGAUUUCAAUUCAAAUGCCAAUUUCAAUCAUCCAUCCAGUGUCAAAUUAGCUCAAUUGGUUUAUAAUUUGAAAUAUAAAAAUAAAUUCGUUACUUCAUUUUUAAUCGUCAAUAAUAACAACCACAAUAAUAAUAAUAAUCAUAACCAUGAUAGAAUUCAUAAGGGGUUAAACAAUGAAGACAUUGUAAACACGGCUAUGAUAUUCAAGUUCAUCCAAGAUUCCAAAUUAAGCAAUAAGAGUAAUAGAAAAGGUGCAAAGUAUAGUGGUGAGAUGGGAAUUAAAGUAGCGUUCUAACCAGCUUAGCCCUGCCCCACACAAAAAUGUUUUGUUUAAAGUAUUUUUUGCAAUGAAGGUUGCGCUUGCGAAUUCGAAGGCAGUGCUCUUUAUAUUGCGCCUCU